GUCAUCCCAUUACAGAAUAUUCUGUUUGAAAUGACGAGAAGAAAGAUAGCGAUAGAGAAAAUAGAGAACGUAGCAGCGAGGCAAGUGGCUUUCUCAAAGAGAAGGAAAGGUCUAUUCAAGAAGGCCAUGGAGCUCUCUACUCUCUGUGACGCUGAGAUUGCACUCUUCGUGUUUUCUGCUUCUGGCAAACUCUUUGAUUACUCUAGUACAAGCAUGAGGCAGGUUAUUGAAAGGAGAAACUUGUACUCGGAUGUGAACCUUGUCAAGUCAUUGCCAGCCAUCCCAAGAGUUGCAGGUAAUUAUACAGGUUGCAGGUGAAUAUUUCAAGCUAAACAAGGAACUAAGAGAUAAGACUCUCGAAGUGAGACGGCUCAAUGGAGAAGAACUGCAAGAAUAGUCCUUAAAAGAUAUAAGAAAACUAGAAGAUUUACUUAGCACAAGCUUGCAUCGAAUUUCAAAAGCAAAGGUUUGCCUUUUUCCCUUUUUGAGAGCACUAUUUUUAUUUGUAUGGUUUACAUUAUCAGCAUUUGAUCUCUCCGCUUUUUAGUUUUUCAAUGUAGCAACAUAGAAUAUGAGAAAUAAAUGACGUAAAAAUUAUAUAUGGUGAAGAUCUCAAUAGGUUAAAUUGAUAUUGCAUUUUCAAUAUAAAGGAGGGAUUAGAUCACGUGGAAUUAUA
Molecule: messenger RNA, 676 nt
Organism: Prosopis cineraria
Lineage: Eukaryota; Viridiplantae; Streptophyta; Magnoliopsida; Fabales; Fabaceae
Product: MADS-box protein JOINTLESS-like
Exons: 5
Coding region: 31-318 (95 amino acids)
Biological process (GO): positive regulation of transcription by RNA polymerase II
Molecular function (GO): protein dimerization activity; RNA polymerase II cis-regulatory region sequence-specific DNA binding; DNA-binding transcription factor activity, RNA polymerase II-specific
Source: RefSeq, a predicted model, not a curated record